Messenger RNA from Strigops habroptila (Kakapo), 1791 nucleotides. RefSeq names its product glucosamine-6-phosphate deaminase 1 (gene GNPDA1). The transcript has 7 exons. Bases 101 to 967 code for a protein of 288 amino acids. Gene Ontology annotation, cellular component: cytoplasm. NCBI's taxonomy places the organism in Eukaryota, Metazoa, Chordata, Aves, Psittaciformes, Psittacidae. The record is from RefSeq and is a predicted model, not a curated record. Gene Ontology annotation, biological process: carbohydrate metabolic process; N-acetylneuraminate catabolic process; D-glucosamine catabolic process. Gene Ontology annotation, molecular function: glucosamine-6-phosphate deaminase activity; identical protein binding.
CGGCCCUGGCGGCGCUGCUGCCCCGGCCCCGGCCCUGUCCCUGUCCCUGCCCGCGGAGGGGAUCGCGGGGCGGCGGCGGCAGGCGGCGCCGGGCCCCGCCAUGAAGCUGAUCAUCCUGGAGACGUACGCGCAGGCCAGCGAGUGGGCCGCCAAGUACAUCCGCAACCGCAUCGUGCACUUCGCGCCCGGCCCCGGCCGCUUCUUCACGCUAGGGCUGCCCACAGGCAGCACGCCGCUGGGCUGCUACAGGAAGCUGGUGGAGUACUGCCGGAACGGGGACCUCUCCUUCCAGUACGUGAAAACCUUCAACAUGGACGAGUACGUGGGUCUCCCGAGGGAUCACCCGGAAAGUUACCAUUCCUUCAUGUGGAAUAACUUCUUUAAGCACAUCGACAUCUCGGCAGAAAACGUUCACAUUUUGGAUGGCAACGCCGCGGAUCUGCAGGCGGAGUGUGACGCGUUCGAGGAGAAAAUCAAAGCAGCCGGAGGAAUCGAGCUCUUUGUGGGAGGUAUUGGCCCUGAUGGCCACAUUGCCUUCAACGAGCCUGGGUCAAGUUUGGUAUCCAGGACACGAGUGAAGACCUUGGCUAUGGACACGAUACUGGCCAACGCCAGGUUCUUUGAUGGUGACCUCUCCAAAGUCCCCACAAUGGCUCUGACGGUCGGAGUAGGCACGGUCAUGGAUGCCAGAGAGGUGAUGAUUCUUAUCACAGGAGCCCACAAAGCCUUUGCUUUGUACAAAGCCAUCGAGGAAGGUGUCAACCACAUGUGGACAGUAUCUGCCUUCCAGCAGCACCCCAACACCGUGUUUGUGUGUGAUGAGGAUGCCACGCUGGAACUGAAAGUUAAGACUGUGAAAUACUUUAAAGGGUUAAUGCUGGUUCACAACAAGCUUGUGGAACCCUUAUACAGCAUGAAGGAGAGGGGGGCAGAAAGAAGCCACUCCAAGAAGCCGUACAGCGAUUAAUGUGGCUGUUCCGAGCAGUGCUCAGCCUGCUUUCCUGCUGCAACCCAGCUCUGAGAAAGGGAAUCGCUGCAGAAACUCCUGUUUGUUCCUCAGUUAGCAAAGUGAUUAUGUGCUGCUUCUCUCCAUUAAAAACACACCCAACACCUGCCUUGACUAACCCAGUGCAGAUGGAGCCAGCGCGCUGCGUUCCACAGCCGCCUGCCGCUGCCGUCUGCUCUGAAGGGAAAGUCAGCGGAGGAGGAGCUGUUUCCCUCAGGAAGCAGCUGCACCCGUGGGGACUGAUGGCUGCAGAGCUUAAACAUGGAGAGACAUGAAAGUUGCAGAAACCAAACAGGUCAUUGCUUUGGGAUGUAUUCCUUGCAAUUAGGUCAAGUACCUUGGGUGUCAUUCCCUGCACAGAUCACCCAGAGAUGUUCAGGCUGGAAUAAGGAAGAAACGUACCCAUGAGGACAGCCGAGCAGCGGGGCAGGUCCCCCAGAGGGGCUCUGCAGUCUCUGUGCUCAAGAGCAUUUCAAGACCUGGCUGGAUAAAGCCCUGGCUGAACCCUGCUUUGAGCAAGAUGUUGAAGUAGUGCGUUCUCUCUCUGCCUCUUCCUGUGCUGCCAGAUAAGCCUCAAAGGAAGCACUGUUCCCUCUGGAAUUGCAGGUAGACAACAGCCUGUACUGACAGUUCUGGAACUUGAUUCCUGGGUUUCCUAUCGAAUGUUACCACGUGAGGGACAAGCCAAAGAGGGCAGCAUUUAUUGUCUCCUCGCAGAAGUGCUGUAAAGCUGUUGCUCUGUGAUGUAACUUUCUACACUAAAUGUCUUAAUUUUUCUAAACGCU